CAGUUUUCUUCUUAAUUUGAGAACUCAGGGAGCUAUAAACCUGUGUGAAGCUGCAGAAAUGAAGUUCUUCAUCAUCUCCCUUGCCGUCUUGGCCCUCACAAUCUCCAACGGUGCUCUCGGUCAGGAGGCAGAGACGUGUGGCGACGAAUGUGACGAGAUGUGUGACGGACAAACCAAAUGCGAGUUCAUCGACGGUGUCAUCCCAGUGCUGUGCGACAGCAGCUGUUACAGACAGUGCAUGUACGACUGCAAGUGUAAGAAGGUAUGCACAGCUUUCUGCGACGGGGCCGAGGACUCGGCCUCGUGUCUGGCAGGUUGUCCCCAAGACGACCAAUGCAGUCAUUUAUACGAGCAGACGACCACUAGUAGUCAGGAAGACGGUGGCUCCAACGACGGUGGCGGUGACGGUAACGGUGGCGGUGACGGUGACGGUGACGGUGACGGAGAUGGCGCAGGUGGGAGCGGAGGAGAAGCCCCUGCCCCCACGACCGGAGAAGCUCCUGCCCCUACGACCGGAGGAGAAGCUCCUGCCACAACUGUCGGUUCAGGCGAAGGCGCUCCUACCCCAGCUGUCCUUGUGAGCGAUUGAGAAGCUCAAGCGACUACUGCUGCAGACUAGGCAAUGCCUUCAAUCAAUAGAAUUAUAACCUUGUUAAUCUGGGACUUGCGUAACUUGUGACAUUUGGAGAAUAUAAUCGCAAGAGCUGUAGAUGUGACAUAUGCAGCAGUGAAAAUGUGUUUUGUUGUGGUAGGCCUAUAUAUGUUAUGUUCUAUCCAUUUCUCAACUUUCUCCCUUCACUUUGAAAACCUCUUAGUCCCAAGAUCCAUGCAUUGCAUCACCCCCGAUUCAACUCUAAUGGGAGAUAUUAAAUGUACAUUUUAUAAUCAAACACGUUCUGUAUCCAAAAGUCUGCAAAAUGUAUAAAUUUUUUGACCACAGCCUAGUUUGCAUUUUAAGGCCAGAACUUGCUGUUCUGGAACUACAACAGUUCUCCGUUUCAAAGUACAGAGAGCAAAUCGGUAGCAUUGUGGUGAUGAAAGGGUUGUGGGCUUGCAUUACGUAUUUUGUCUAGUUAACCAGCUUUGCUGUUUACGAUUUCAAUAAUUUAUGAUAAUUUCAUUUCUAUGGCUCAACAGAGGCCGUUCUCUCGAUUCUACAUGAUGAGAAACUGUAUAAAUGAAGCACAGUUGUGUCUGGGUA
Messenger RNA from Aplysia californica (California sea hare), 1201 nucleotides. Its product is annotated as trihydrophobin. Lineage: Eukaryota; Metazoa; Mollusca; Gastropoda; Aplysiida; Aplysiidae. The record is from RefSeq and is a predicted model, not a curated record. Bases 59 to 589 code for a protein of 176 amino acids. The transcript has 2 exons.